Messenger RNA from Klebsormidium nitens, 1550 nucleotides. The record is from the annotation of a GenBank genome assembly. NCBI's taxonomy places the organism in Eukaryota, Viridiplantae, Streptophyta, Klebsormidiophyceae, Klebsormidiales, Klebsormidiaceae.
GUUGCUUUGGAGCUCUUCAAAAGAGCUGAAUGGUGCUAGCACGCCUCUUCCGCAUCCAGCACCUUCUGGACGUUCCACCACUUGCGAGGCGGUGUGCACAGAGGCUCCCCAGUCCCCUAGCAUUCCACACUUCUGUCCCCACUUUUGCCCGUUCAGAAAAGGGCGUUUCAAGCAGUCAUAGAUUACGGGGUAGCGAUAGAGGGUCCUUUGCAUCCGGUGAUGAUUGCUGGGGCUUGAGCACUAGAGUGGAGAGACUCUUCUCGCAGCAUUGCUUUCAGAAAAGGUGCACGCACAAAAAGACCGUAAUGGCUUCAGACCAUCGAAGAGAUGUAGCUGAGUAUGCCAAAUCCGCUCGCUCUGCCUGCAAAGGCUGCGGAAACAAAAUAGAGAGGGACAUCCUGCGAGUGGGGCGCGUCAGCAAAGGGGACGGCGGGUUUGAUGUUACAAAGUGGUAUCAUGGCAAGUGCUUCUUCGACAGUGUGUCUCCUUUACCUGAACCAGAGAAGGCCUCCGACCAAGCUCUCCUCCGAAACCUGGCCGUCACCCCCCCUGAGGAGCACAUUGCGAAGAAGGCGCGAGUUGAGCGGCAAGUUCCCCUGCCGGCCGCUGUGGGUCCUGCUAGAGAAGGGGAAGCCUAUCCGCCCUACGGAGAGGCCAAGUCCGGGGAAGGAAAGGCAGAGGAGUACGAUGAGGAGCAGUGGCGGGCCGCAGUCGAAAAGUUCUCCCACGACAAGCUGGCGUCUUCUUACAAAGGGUCCAGGCUGCCGGACAGGUGGAAAGCGUUCGAGACCGUAAUCAUAGGGCAGUUGGGCGAUCUGCGUACGUCCGAGAAGGUGGCUGCGUUCGACUUCGACGGCACUCUAGCCAACACGGCAGUGCGGCGGCACGGCGCGGACGCUUGGUCCCUCAUGUUCCCCACGAUACCCCAAAAACUGCAGCAGUUGCACGACGACGGGUUUCGAAUAGUUCUGUUUACAAACGAGUCAAAUAUCGAUCGGUGGGUUAACAGCCGUCAAAAAGCGAUUGACUCCAAGAUCGGACGGCUGGAGGGGCUGCACAAGAAGUGCGGCGUGCCGAUGCUGGUAUUCAUCGCGUGCGGCAAGAGCGGCACCCGAGACGCCUGCCGGAAACCCUGCCGCGGGAUGUGGGACGUCUUCCUACAGGGGUUCAGCGAAGGAACACCGGUCGACAUGACCACAUCGUUUUACGUCGGCGAUGCGGGAGGGAGGAAAGGCGACUUUAGUGCGGCGGACGCAGGGUUUGCACGAGCGGUUGGUCUAAAGUUCCUGUUCCCAGAGGAGUUCUUCCGAUGACGACACGCACUGUUUGCGUGCAUCUCAGAAAUGGAGAUGGAAGUAGGGGUUGACCCGCGCCAGUAAAAAAUAUAUUCACGCCAAGCGACCGUACUCGGCAGACAAUUGCCCAUGAGGGCUGUCGCCGCCAGCUUGGCGCAACCGAACUUUCGAUGUAGAUCAGUUUCUAUGGAGGGUGCCACAGACUCAUCGCUCAUUGUCGUACGGGCUGCAUUUGUGAUUGACUUUGCUCACGGU